AUGCAUCUAUUUUUAGCAAUUGUAGCGGCAACUUGGCGAAACUGUGAAGAAUGGAGAGUACGUGGACACGCAAAAAGCGCCACCUUCGACGUGGAUCCCAAGAAUGACGGGAACGUGUUUUCUGUGUACUGUGAUAUGACGUCUAUUCCUGCACAGAUGGUGUUCAAACAUGACGUCACUGCAAGACUGCACGUGGGAUAUGCUAUCAACAGUUGGUAUGCCGACGUGCAGCCGCAGUAUUCUGUCACGAUGGAUAAUAUUGAGGAUGCUUUAACCAUGACGUCAAGUUGCCUGCAGUACAUUAAAUAUGAGUGUAAUCAGUCCAAACUAAUUUUACAGAGAGCUUUUUCAAAGUGGGAAUCACGUGACUCAGUAAUGCAAUACUAUUGGGGAGAUGCUGAUAUGCAACGCAAGCAUUGCGCAUGCGGACUGACUGGUACUUGCGCAGAUCCCUCCAUGAAAUGCAACUGUGAAAUAGAAGAUACAGAGUUGAGGGAAGAUAGUGGCUAUCUAACAGACAGCAGUGUCCUGCCGGUAACAAGGGUGGUGAUUAGAAUGUCACAGACAGCAUCUGACGGGUACUUAACCAUAGGACCGCUGACAUGCGUAGACGUUGAUCCCAGAAGUUUUAUAGAUAAACCAGAGGGAAUCGCAACCACCAUCAUUUGCUCCACUCUCUUCCUGUUGUUUGUUUUCAUGAUAUCUUAUGCCUGUUACAAACGGCGUCCAUGGAGAAAAUGUCAGGCACGGCGCCUUGAGUCGACCUCGAUUGAAAAACUCCCCUCUGCAGACAAAUCAGAGGUCAGUUCAGAAACGCCAGAGGUUGAAAAACCACGUGAUAUCAUUGAGUCUGAAGAGAUAUCGUCUUCAAUGGCACAGCUACCACGGGGACCGCUCCACGCCAUUAUGCCACCUAGUUGGAACGUCCAUAAUUUUCCUAUUCAAAGUUACAAACCUGGAGAAUUGGCAAACCUUCUCGGAGCUCAAAGCGAGGCUGACCUAAUUCGUCUACGAAUGGAAUUGAACGCUUGGCAUCUUCAUCCUUCCCCCAAACAAGACAAUUUACAAAGAACAGAGGAACCAGAGGUACAAGAUGCUUCAAAACAUAAGAAAUUCGAGUAUAACUGGAAUGUUGAUGGUGUUUUGCUGGUCAACUCUCUCAUCAAACGAGAACAAGCCGAGAGGUUGAAAAGGGGACACAUUCUUCAGCCAUACCCACAUCCGAACGCAACAAAAGUUCAUGAGGAUAUCGCCAUAAGCAAUAUCGAUGGUGGAAGAAUCAAACGCAAAAUUGAAGAACCUAAUACUGAUAACAAUACGAUAGAAACUGGAGAUCUUGUUGAUUUGGACUCUAGUGACCAAGAUGUUGAUGUUUUUGACACUGUACAACCGUCACCUCAAGUAAACUACGCUAAUAUUCAGAUGGUAAAAGAUGUUGUUGAACAGGAAAAAGCUGAGAAAGCAACAUUGAGCAACAGUGACCAAGCAGCGUAAAAUAUUCCAGUCCUACAUCUGAACACAGGGUACAACCAAUUGACCAAUACAUCCAG
Molecule: messenger RNA, 1550 nt
Organism: Saccostrea cuccullata (small rock oyster)
Lineage: Eukaryota; Metazoa; Mollusca; Bivalvia; Ostreida; Ostreidae
Exons: 5
Coding region: 1-1494 (497 amino acids)
Source: RefSeq, a predicted model, not a curated record